Molecule: messenger RNA, 654 nt
Organism: Homalodisca vitripennis (glassy-winged sharpshooter)
Lineage: Eukaryota; Metazoa; Arthropoda; Insecta; Hemiptera; Cicadellidae
Source: the annotation of a RefSeq genome assembly
AUGAUAGCUAAUUUAUUUUCUGUAUUUGACCCAUGUACAGGGUAUUCUUCAAUAAAUUGAAUGAGAACAUUUAUUUUUAUGUUUUUAAUUCCAUUAAAAUUUUGACUUAUACCCAAUAAAAUUUCAUUAUUAUUCAAUUCAUUACUUAGUAUUUUACAUAAUGAAAAUAAAUCAUUAAUAAAAUUAAAAGGAACAAGAUUAAUCAUAAUAAGAUUAUUUAUUUUAAUUUUAUUUAAUAAUUUAAUAGGAUUACUUCCUUAUAUCUUUACAUCAUCUUCUCAUUUAUUAUUUUGUUUAUCAUUGGCACUACCAUUAUGACUUUCACUUAUAAUUUAUGGUUGAAUUAAUAAGACAAAUCAUAUAUUUAUUCAUUUAGUGCCUACUGGAACACCAGGAAUUUUAAUGCCAUUUAUAGUUCUUAUUGAAACAAUUAGAAAUUUAAUCCGACCUGGUUCAUUAGCAGUGCGAUUAACAGCAAAUAUAAUUGCAGGGCAUUUAUUAAUGUCACUUUUGGGAAACAAUGCAACAAAUUUUUAUAUAAUUUUAGUAUUAAUAAUUAUAUUUAUAAUUUUAAUAACAUUUGAACUUGCAGUAGCUAUUAUUCAAUCAUAUGUAUUUAUAACACUUACAAACCUAUAUUCUAGAGAAAUUUAA